AGAGAAGGAAAAACAAGCGGGCCGAGUUGUGAGUGACUGCGGUGCAGAUUUUUUUCGCCAGCAAGGCCGAGUUCUUCGCUGAACCCCCAAAAUCUCACAACCCACCUCCCCUCCGCCUCUCCCAUCUACCCACCGGCGGGCGGCGGCGGCGACAUGGAGGGUGGCGGCGAGGAGUUCGCGAUCGGGGUGCUGAUCUCCGUGAAGACCACCCUCGGCGAGGAGUUCGAAGGCCAGAUCGUCUCCUUCGACCGCCCGACCAACCUCCUCGUCAUUCAGGAAGGCGUGGGGAGGGCAGAGAGAGGUGAGCGGAGGAACGUGCGGGUGCUCAAGGCGAACUACAUCCGGGAGUUCUCCGUUGUAGGCAAGGCCGACGACCCGCUCGACCCGGCCGGCUGCGUGCUCGACCUCGCCGCCAUCCACGCCCGGGAGGAGGCCGCUCUCAGACAAGCUGAGAUUGAAGCCGAGAGAAUUGGUGUUGGUGUCACCCCAGAAGCUCAAAGCAUAUUUGAUGCAUUGUCCAAGACGCUUCCAGUUCAGUGGGACAAGACUGACAUUGUUGUAAUGAAGGAGGUUCGUGUAUGCAAUCCAUACCUGCCUGAAAAUGUCAGUGGAGGAACAUCUGCUGCAAAUGAACGGGUUAAGAAAGUGCUUGACUUUGAAAGGAAAAGGCUACAUGUGCGUGUACCUGGCCAAUUCUAACUUAUUCGGCUGCUUUUCACCUGAACUCCCCCUUUGUACUCUACUUUAAGGGCUGAAUCAUCAAUAGAUUUUUCUAAAAUUUGUUUCUGCAAAAUCCAUGCCAUAAACUAUCUCAUCAGCUAGCUAAAUCUGUAUCCUGUUAUAGAUAUCUCAUCAGCUAGCUAAAUCUGUAUCCUGUUAUAGAUGUGCCCUUCGAAUAAAUUGUCAUGCUGAUGUUAAUUCAGCUGCUGGUUGUAAGAGGGCUUUGAUUGAGGCAAACUUAGAAAGUAAAAUUUGAUUGAUGGCAUUGAAAGAAGGUGAGUUAUAGAUAACAAAGGAAAGAUGGGGAGCUACAAUGGAAAAUGCUUCAUUGAACUUAUGUAUUUUGUGUGAGAUUUGUAACUCCAGUUUUUUUUUCUUAUACUUCUUGGGGAAACUUAUACUUCAUGGGUAAUCGGGGUAACCUUUUUAUUUCUGACUGCAGAAUUAAUAUAGGGAGAAUGGAGGCAUUUUCUAGACCACAGGAACUGAAACUUAAAUUGUCCAAUCCUGUACUAUGCUGUAUCUUUAAUUUUUUUGUUCAGGUUAAGAAGUUGCUCA
Messenger RNA from Oryza sativa Japonica Group (Japanese rice), 1278 nucleotides. The record is from RefSeq and is a predicted model, not a curated record. NCBI's taxonomy places the organism in Eukaryota, Viridiplantae, Streptophyta, Magnoliopsida, Poales, Poaceae.